Messenger RNA from Sclerotinia sclerotiorum 1980 UF-70, 90 nucleotides. RefSeq lists its product with no specific name. The transcript has a single exon. The record is from RefSeq and is a predicted model, not a curated record. Lineage: Eukaryota; Fungi; Ascomycota; Leotiomycetes; Helotiales; Sclerotiniaceae. The coding region runs from base 1 to 90 and encodes 29 amino acids.
AUGGGGUCCGCUAGAGGAUGUGGAUGGGGAUUGGGUCGAUUGGUUGUUGGGAAUGUGGGUGGGUUGGGGGAUUUGGCUUGUGAGAGAUGA